Nycticebus coucang (slow loris) is the source of this 756-nucleotide messenger RNA. Its product is annotated as rho GTPase-activating protein 15-like. The coding region runs from base 471 to 734 and encodes 87 amino acids. Lineage: Eukaryota; Metazoa; Chordata; Mammalia; Primates; Lorisidae. The record is from RefSeq and is a predicted model, not a curated record. The transcript has 5 exons.
UCGCGGUACUGUGCCUGGUGUGGCGGCUGCGCGACCUGAGCCAGGCCCUGCGGGAGGCCGAGGCGGACGGCUACAGCAGGCCAAGUGACUGCAGCCGCUGACCCAGGCCGCCUAUCUGGACGAGGCGCGGCGGAGGCUGGAGGGUCCGGCGCAGCCAGCUGAGGCUUCGCGGGAGGGCUCGGGAACUGAAGGUCCACCGGAAGGAGGAGGCCAAACUAUCGGGCCCGGCAGCGCGUGGCGCGGGGGAUGGAUGCUGCGCCAGGAACGGUCGUGGCGCGCGGUCAGACCGGCUGGACGGGUCCCAGACGCACAGCUCACAGCGCUGGGUAACGUGACGCGGUCACGUGGCGCGCAAUCGGGCUGGCGGCGGCUGACGGAGGCGGAGACUUGGCUGCGACGCGGGGCUGCUGGAGGCCGAGGCGGCGAGGCACCGGGGAGCCGCAGCGGUUGUCACCACGGCAGCCGGUGAGAUGGUUGAAAAAGAAGGUUAUCUUCAAAAAGCUAAAAUUGCAGAUGGAGGAAAGAAACUAAGGAAAAACUGGUCUACUUCCUGGAUUGUUCUUUCUAGUAGAAAAAUUGAAUUUUACAAAGAAUCCAAACAACAGGCUCUGUCCAAUACGAAAACUGGGCACAAAGCAGAAAGUGUGGAUUUGUAUGGGGCACAUAUAGAAUGGGCCAAGGAAAAAUCAAGCAGAAAGAAUGUCUUUCAGGAUCCUGGGCACAGUCCAGACUGACACAGGAAGCCUGGGUGUCAGC